AUGACAACACCACCAUCAUCAUAUAAAGGUGGACGUUCAUCUUCCAUCCCAAUGAAAUCAAACAACAUUGGAGCCAAUCAGCCAAACGGUAGUCCAUCAUUCUAUCGUAAACCAAGAUCAUUCAAUCCAAAUCAUCAUAAUAACUCUGGAGCACCACGUAGUAGAUAUAAUAACACUAAUAAUAUAAAUAGCAAUAGUAAUAAUAACGAUUCAACACCAACUACACCACCACCAGAAAAUGCUUUAUCACAGGCUACCACCACUACUACUGCCAAUGGAGAAGAGACAACCAGCAGCAGCAGCAGCACUACCACACCAGUAAAUAUUACAUAUAGUUUACACUCUCUGUUAGAAAUGCCAGAGAACGAUGCCAAAGAAAUAAUAGGAACAGAGAUAUACAAUAUCGUCACCAUGAAAUAUCCAAACCAAGCGCCAAAAAUCACUGGAAUGAUUAUGAGCUCACAUGAACUCAAGGAACUCUAUGAGAUGGUUGUCAACGGUGAAGUUCACAACAAGAUAGAACAAGCACAAUCUCUCAUCGACAGCCAACAACAACAACAACCACAACAACCAACUUCCAUUGCUGCCAACUAA
Molecule: messenger RNA, 594 nt
Organism: Heterostelium album PN500
Lineage: Eukaryota; Evosea; Eumycetozoa; Acytosteliales; Acytosteliaceae
Exons: 1
Coding region: 1-594 (197 amino acids)
Molecular function (GO): RNA binding
Source: RefSeq, a predicted model, not a curated record